Molecule: messenger RNA, 953 nt
Organism: Williopsis jadinii
Lineage: Eukaryota; Fungi; Ascomycota; Saccharomycetes; Phaffomycetales; Wickerhamomycetaceae
Exons: 1
Source: RefSeq, a predicted model, not a curated record
AACCCUCACAACUUUCCACACAGGAGCAAGCUCAGACACAUAGAAAAUCACAUUCUACAACACACACGAUAGGCUUCUCGUAAACCAUGGGUAGCGCAUUUGUUACGACGACGCCACGCAGAUCCAGGACUGCGGACUCGACGAAUACAGCGUCCACAUCUCUUACAGAGCUGUCUCUGACACGAAACUAUAGCAGUUCCCACGACACAGUUCCUGAAGACGACGACCGCGAUGAAUAUGGCAUGGACGGCUCUCUGCUACAACAGCUUGAUAUGGAUAAAGACGAGGAAGAGGCAUGGAGAGCUGCCGCCUCGCCGCGUAAGGUUUCAUCGUCUUCGGAGUCGACCCCUAACACACGGCAUAAGAAGCCACUACACGUCCCAGCUUCAUGCUUCCCAUCACUGAGAGGGCGUAUUCCAUCAUCAACACCGACAACGCCUGUUGAAUUAGAGACAAAGAUACACAACGUGGAAAGAGCUCAGGUACAAACGGCGAGAGAGGGAGUACGGUAUAGCAUCUACGUUAAUGACAGCGAUUUUGAGACUCCAAAAUCUUCGAGAUGGAAGGGGUUAUUCAGACAUAAACAAAGCAACUCGAUAUCUGAGGUGUUUACGAUACCGAAAAGAGCUAAACCGCAUGCCCACAAGUCACAUAAACCUUCAAAGAGUGCAUCUGUUUUAGAGUAGAACAACACGCCAUGCUUUGGUCUAUAUCUUUCCCAAAACGCUGUUGUUCUUGCCGUUCUGUUUGUUGAUAUCACUAUAGACUGUAUUCUAUAUAACCACUAAUGAUUGUUUUCUUUUGUUUUAAUCCACAGCACGGGAAUGUUGACAAAAAGUUUGGGUAGGUAAAUAGUUACAACUUGUUGGAAUGUCAGAGGAGCAGUCCAACUCGAUGAGCAUGAGGGCAGGCAUCGAUAUGCAUGAUACUAUUUACAACAAGAAGCAAUGAAG